GAAACACUUCAGUAUAUCACAGUAUUUUGUGGAAAUUUAAAGGUAGCAGUUAACCAACUCGAACUAACAAAAUGAAAUUUCUUUUGAGCGUACUUUUCGUGAUCACAUUGGCAGCAUUCACCCAGAGUAUCAACAGUACUUGGGGCACACGAAACAGCACCGAUAUUCUACUCUUACGCGAAAAUGUAGUCCGCACACCACUCGUAAACAGCUAUCAAGCCGUUACAGUAGAUUUCCCAAAAUCCGGUCAAACCAACACUAGAACUAUUACUGCUGUUUAUGUGUUGGAUCGUUUCACAAAUAGCUCUGGUGCUACCGGUUCUCUGUGGUCAGGUGGUCCAGGUUAUCGUUUCGCAACUGUCAAUCUAAAAAGUCAAACUAGCCGCGGUAUCAACUCCACCGUUGAAAUUUAUGGCAAAUAAAGGAUCAAGUGAAUAAUUUUGUGCGAAAUACACGAAAAUGUAUUAAAGUUGCAGUUAAAUAAAUUUAAUUUAUUAACUUAUGAAAAAGAAUAAUAAAUUGAAUAAUUAUACAAAAACUCGUAAGAAGU
Messenger RNA from Teleopsis dalmanni, 550 nucleotides. Its product is annotated as probable salivary secreted peptide. Bases 72 to 422 code for a protein of 116 amino acids. The transcript is spliced from 2 exons. The record is from RefSeq and is a predicted model, not a curated record. NCBI's taxonomy places the organism in Eukaryota, Metazoa, Arthropoda, Insecta, Diptera, Diopsidae.